This is a messenger RNA of Triplophysa rosa, 5321 nucleotides long. RefSeq names its product chloride channel, voltage-sensitive 1a (gene clcn1a). Gene Ontology annotation, biological process: chloride transport; transmembrane transport. Bases 1064 to 4093 code for a protein of 1009 amino acids. Lineage: Eukaryota; Metazoa; Chordata; Actinopteri; Cypriniformes; Nemacheilidae. Gene Ontology annotation, cellular component: membrane. The record is from RefSeq and is a predicted model, not a curated record. Gene Ontology annotation, molecular function: voltage-gated chloride channel activity. The transcript is spliced from 22 exons.
UAAAUCUAAAUGUAGAACACCACCCUAGAAUGAUAAAAAUCCACCCAUUCAUUUUUUUAAAAUCCCCAAUAAACCUCAAUUGAGCCCUGCCUAUGACUGCUGAUGGACUCUGCUGUCUCCGCCCUCAUCGAGUUGUACACUGUCCGCCAUUGUUUUCACGCUGGACUACUUACAGUGAGCUACAAGAAUGUUUUAUAAACAAACGUGCUUUGUUGUUGGAUGCCAGACUGAACAUAAGUCUGCAUUUACUCCCGACAUCUGAGCCUCUGAAGACGCUGUGGAUUAGUUAUAUUUCUCAACGGAAUGAGCAGAAGACGUCAAGUCACUUUAAACCGGGAUGCUUCACAAAAGAAUCAUAGUAAAAUGUUGGAUUCAUGAUGGGUCAUGUUUUCAGUUUUUAAACAUAUGACGCGUUUGUCUCGUGCAUUGUCACUUAUAAAAACAAUGUGCACGUUGUAAAGACGUAAUGCGUUUGUGCAUUCACUCAUAGAGAGCAUGUUUUCAGUUUUUAUAGAUAUGAUGCGUUUAUCAUGUUAACUUUCACUUAUAAGAGCAAUGUGCCGGAUAUAAAGACGUAACGCGUUUGUGCAUUCACUCGGAAGAGAGCGUGCUGAGUUUUUAAACAAAUAACGCAUUUGUCUUAUGUACUCUCACUUGUACAAAACAAUGUGUUUGGUUUUUAAAGAUGAGACAGUGUUUCUCAUUUGUUUAAUGACCAUUUUUUUCAGUUUUGUUGUUACUGAAGCACGGGCUCACACAGUUCUGCUGGAAAGGGGGCGGAGACCAGCAGCUCAUUUGCAUUUAAAGAGACAAACACCAAAACAGCCUGUUUUUCCUCAAAGGCAAAAAUGGACAUGUAGGACACAGUUUAAUAAAAGAUCUGUGGUGAAUUUUGAGCUGAACCUUCACAGUCGCAUUCUGUGGACUCCUUAGAUUUAUAUUACAUUUUGUAAAAGGGCUAGAUUAGGGGGCCUUUAAGCAAAGCACAUAAAGGAAAAGUUCACAAAUAUAAUUCUGUCACCUCGUACAAAGCCUGUAUGCUGUGACAUUGUACAUUUUACAAAUGUGCAAAUGGUAUAAUUUACUACACCUGCACUCUUCGGUAAAAGGUAUUUUUUUCCAUCAUCAGCUAUAUGGAGAGUACAGGGAACAUCCUGGUGGGUCCCAGCGCAGAGAGGCCACCCGCCUACUAACAGAGAGACAGAGGAAAAAACAUGGUGGACAUCACCACCACCAUGGUCACCAUGGGCGGAGUCACAGCCGAAGUCGACAUCACAGCCAUCAUCAUCUGGAGCUGGAGAUAGGGAGUCAUGACGGACAGGAGCAAGAACAGGCCCACACAUCCUCAUUCAAGAAACGCCGCUCCUAUUCCAAGUGCAGAGAUUGUGUGGCUCGGGUACAGAAGUUCCUCGUUUCUAAACUGGGAGAAGAUUGGAUCUUUCUGGUGCUCCUUGGUAUUACAAUGGCAUUAGUAAGCUGGAGCAUGGAUUACGCUAGUGCCAAGAGUCUUCAAGCAUAUAAAUGGUUUUAUGCGGAGUUGAAGGGAAACAUCCCGCUGCAGUACCUGGUCUGGGUUUUCUAUCCUAUGGCGCUCAUCAUUUUUGCCUCUCUCUUCUGCCACCUACUCGCUCCUCAGGCCAUUGGCUCUGGUAUUCCAGAGCUGAAAACCAUCCUUAGAGGUGUUGUGCUGAAGGAGUAUUUGACACUUAAAGCAUUUAUUGCCAAAGUGGUUGGACUCACUGCUGGCCUGGGCAGUGGAUUGCCAGUUGGAAAGGAGGGUCCUUUCGUUCAUAUAGCCAGUAUCUGUGCCGCUGUGCUCAGCAGGUUUAUGUCCUUCUUCUCUGGAGUCUAUCAGAGCCCAUAUUGUUAUACAGACAUCCUCACAGUGGGUUGUGCUGUAGGGGUUGGAUGCUGUUUUGGGACCCCUCUUGGAGGUGUGUUGUUCAGCAUUGAGGUCACAUCAACCUAUUUUGCUGUGAGAAACUACUGGAGGGGUUACUUUGCUGCCACGUUCAGUGCUUUCAUAUUCAGGGUGCUGUCUGUGUUUAAUAAAGAUGCAGUCACCAUCACUGCUCUCUUCCGUACCAACUUCCGCAUGGAUUUUCCCUUCGAUCUGCAGGAGCUCCCAGCGUUCGCCAUUAUUGGGAUAUCUUGUGGCUUUCUUGGAGCUUUUUUCGUAUACCUGAACCGCCAAGUGGUCCUGUUUAUGAGGAGACCGAACAUCCUCACUCGUUUCCUAACAAAACACCGACUGAUCUUCCCUGCUGUUGUGACCUUAGUAAUUACAACACUGACAUUCCCUCCGGGCUUCGGACAAUUUAUGGCUGGAGAGCUGAUGCCCAGGGAAUGCAUCAACUCGCUGUUUGAUAACUUCACCUGGACAAAAAUAUGGGGCUCUCCUCCUCCACCUGGUCUCGGGCGCUCGGCUGUCUGGUUUCACCCUGAUGUCAGUGUCUUUGUCAUUCUCAUUCUCUUCUUCAUCAUGAAGUUCUGGAUGUCUGCAGUUUCCACCACGAUGCCCAUCCCAUCUGGAGCCUUCAUGCCUGUCUUUGUAUUGGGUGCCGCAUUUGGUCGUUUAGUGGGUGAGAUCAUGGCCACUCUCUUUCCUCAUGGGAUCAUGUUUGAUGGAAUAUUGUACCGCAUCAUCCCUGGAGGGUACGCUGUCAUUGGCGCCGCAGCGCUGACGGGCGCGGUCACCCACACCGUUUCCACGGCAGUGAUCUGUUUCGAGUUGACUGGUCAGAUAUCUCACAUCCUCCCUAUGAUGGUUGCCGUCAUUCUGGCCAACAUGGUCGCCCAGGGCUUGCAACCCUCACUGUACGACUCCAUCAUCCAGGUCAAGAAGCUGCCGUAUCUCCCCGAGCUAGGAUUCGGCCACAUAAGCCAGUAUAAUAUAUUUGUGGAGGAUAUCAUGGUGAGGAAAGUCAAGUUUUUAUGUUCCCACUCCACAUACAGAGAAGUUCUGCAUUUACUGGAUUCAGUUUCCUUAAAAACCUUCCCUCUGGUUGACUCAAAAGAAUCUAUGAUUCUAUUGGGCAGCAUUGAGAGAUCCGAGCUUCUCGCCCUCUGUGAUUGGUGGCUGUCAGCAGAGAGGCGGAUCUUGAUGCAAGGACAGGGCUCGCAAGGUCAGGUGCCAUGUGCCAGAGUCAGCUGGGAAUCGUUUGACUUUGUCGAUGAGGAUGGAGAGGAGAAUGAAGAUGAAAAUGAAUUAGACAAAGGGAUGCAGAAAGAGACGAUGCCAGUGGAAGAGGAACGAAACGGUCCUGUGUCACCGCCUAAACCAUCAGAACCUUCAACCAAUCACACGUCUCCUGAUAAGGCUCCUUCCCAGUCUUUCGGGAGAAUAUUACGAAAUGUCUUUUCGUCCUCUUCAGAAAAACACAUAGAAGGUCAGCCACAGGAGUCUAAUCCUCCACCUUUGACAGAUACAAUGACACCAGAGGAGAUCAAAGCAUGGGAGGAGGCAGAGAUGGACAAACCUCUAGAAAUCGAUCAGAUCAGAAUAGACCCCUCCCCCUUUCAGCUCGUAGAGAGAACGUCACUACAUAAGACUCAUACUCUGUUCUCUUUACUGGGGCUGAGUCAUGCCUAUGUAACCAAUACUGGGAAACUGGUGGGAGUUGUGGCACUGAAAGAGCUACAAAAAGCCAUCGAGGGUUCCACCCGUAGCGGCGUGCGUUUACGCCCCCCUCUGGCCAGUUUCCGGGACACCAUUCGUAAAUCUGCGAAGCCUCCUCAGGCCUCCUCGCCUCCAUCCUCUCCGGGCUCCACCACGGCCCCCUCCUCACCCCUGUGUGCCCCCGUGGUCCCUCACGGCCAUUCCCCGAGCCCCGCGGCCCCAGAGAAGGACCAGAAAGAAGAAAUGGAGGUGUGGAUUGAGGGUGUGAAGCGGGAGGUGAUAGUGGAGAACAGCAGGAGCACGACAGGAAGCAGCAGGAGUAGUAGUGGGACAGGAAGUAGUAACAGUGAGGCAGGAAGUCCCAAUAGUAGCCCCUCCCUGCCGCCCUCCACUCUUUCCCCCAUCCCUUUCUCCACCCUGCAGCCUGUACCCGAAAACAAGGAGGGUGAAGACGAGGAAGAAGAGCCGCUUUAGAACAAAGAGUUUUUUUUUUUCUUUACUUUGAUGUGUGAUUGUGUUUGUUCACUUCAACUUUUUUGUUUUUUAGUCAUGUUUUGUUUUAAGGUUUUACAGUGUCCCAUUUAGUUUUUCUCUUCCUGUUUUGUUCCUCGUCCUCUCACAAACAAAUUCUGUCAAACAGUAGAAACUUUUUUGGAUGGUUGUCGCGAUGUGGCCCAGGAGCAGUUUUAUAAUGAGACUUGUUACUGAAAUUAUGGGCAAACCGGUGCUCCCCAAUAUAAAAAACCUAAUAUAAUUUAAAUAUAACAUCCCUGUUUUAUGUCUUCCUUUUCAGUCAGCAGGUAACAUGGAACCUGUGAUUUACUUACUAAUGUUUUCAAUGCCAUUAUGCAUUCAUUUUUAAGUGGAAGUCAUAAAGAAUAUUCUUACUGAAUUUGGCUAUUUCUGUCACACCUCAAAGCAAAAGUUGGCCAGCAGGUGGCACAUUGUGAACUUUUUCAGAAUUUAAUAGGAAGGAAUCUCUCUCUUCAUGUCUUUUUUUCUGUAAUAUUUUUCUGUUUUGUAACUAUUUUAGUUCAGGGUGUGUUCUGUCUUUUUUCGAAACCUGUCAUGUGGUUCACCUUAUCUGUCAAAAAAUACUCUCAGGUGUCUCUCAUGUCUUUAAACCAAGACUGCUGUUUAUGAACAAUCUAUGUGGAAUUAUGUGAUCUAUUGUCAUUUCAGUGAAGUUUGAGUUAUAUUUGUUUGCCUCUUUGUUUCUCAUCCUUAUUUACUUAUUUAUUUAUUCAUCGUUUUUUCUGUGUGAUGGGAUGUUGACAGAAACCUAAGAAAUUCUGGCUUGUUUCAACCCACGUUUGGGUCAAGUAUGGACAAUUGUGACCCAUCUAGUCUUUUUUGGGGGGGGUGAUUUACUGUUUUCUGCAUGAAAUCAUCCUACAUAAUGUAAAGUGCCUUCUGUGAAAAUAUAAUAUUGCCUGAGUACGGCCAUGUCAAAAAUAUACAAUAUAGAGAAAUUGAUGCUUGAAAUCAAACUUUGAUGCUUAUUAUCUCAUUAUUAGAUUAUGAGACUUCAGCCUGGUUUUCACAGACAGGGUCACAUUUUCUAGGUUAAUUUAAUCCAAUGGUUGGGUUUGUUCCUAUUUUACCCAACUAUAAGUUAAACAAGCCAGUCUUUUUGGAUUGUUUGAGCCAUAAUUUGUAAAAUGAUUUUUUCAAAUAAUGUUUUGUCUAAGUUGUUGUGUGU